Linum trigynum is the source of this 261-nucleotide messenger RNA. The record is from the annotation of a GenBank genome assembly. Lineage: Eukaryota; Viridiplantae; Streptophyta; Magnoliopsida; Malpighiales; Linaceae.
AUGUGUGCGGCGGCGGCGACGGGGGAGUGGUGGGCGAGAGAGAUAGUUGGGCAGAUCGGGGGAGGAUUUAGCCACAAGAGUGAGAAUGAUUUGGCUCUCUUGGUCAGCGAUUUCCUCAAGAACGGUGGCAGUAGCGGCGGCGCUGAGUCGUGGUGCGGUAGCGACUGCGAGUCAGGCCUAUUCGAACUCUGUUCCCUACCUGAUAAGAUCGGGGGAGGGUUUAGCCAGGAGAGAAUGAUUUGGUUGUCGGCAGUGGCGUAG